Angiostrongylus costaricensis is the source of this 345-nucleotide messenger RNA. Lineage: Eukaryota; Metazoa; Nematoda; Chromadorea; Rhabditida; Metastrongylidae. The record is from the annotation of a GenBank genome assembly.
AUGGUGACGAUCUGUACCUACAAUGCACGUACUCUUGCAUCGGAGUCUUUGUUAGAAGAGUUGCUCAUGCAAACAAGAAGGAUAAGGUACGACGUCAUCGGCCUGGCCGAGACGAGAAGUCGCCACCCAUUCAACGCCGUCCAUGGCACCGGAGAAGAUCUGUUCCUCGCAACAUGCGGCAGAAGAGGACUCGACGUUCUCGUCAACACGAGUUUGUCCAUGAACAUCGAUUUAUUCGAACGGCUUACAACCCGAAUCGAACGUUUACGAUUAAAAAGACGUGGAUCAAUACCGGCUUUGGCAAUCUUUGUGGUUUACGCACCGACAUCAAACUAUGACAAGUAA